GAAUCGCUCACCUUCCUUCCGCCAUUUUUUUUGUUCUAGGCUGCAGAGUAAAACGGAAGGUCUUAAUUAGGGUUUUGCAGAGAGAGAGAGAUGAGCCGAAGUUUGGGGAUACCAGUGAAGCUUCUUCACGAGGCGUCUGGUCAUAUCGUGACAGUGGAGCUAAAGAGCGGCGAGCUUUACAGAGGAAGCAUGAUCGAGUGUGAGGAUAACUGGAACUGCCAGCUCGAGGACAUUACAUAUACCGCCAAGGAUGGUAAAGUAUCACAGCUUGAACAUGUCUUUAUUCGAGGCAGCAAAGUCAGGUUUAUGGUCAUACCAGACAUUCUCAAGCAUGCUCCUAUGUUCAAGCGUUUAGAUGCUAGAAUCAAGGGUAAGAGCUCAUCCCUUGGUGUUGGCAGAGGUAGGGCGGCAAUGCGAGGAAAAGUUCCGGCUACUGGGCGUCCGGCUACUGGGCGUGGAACUGGAGGAAGGGGAGCGGUACCACCUGUGAGGAGAUGAUUGAAUUUAGGCUCAGCAUGUAAGCUUCGAUUCUGAGACAAAGCCGGCCUCUCUUGCGUCUGUUAUUUACUGCUUUAGAGUUCACUGUAAAACCAAUGUUCUUCUCUAGCAAGAGAGAACAAAGAGAUAUGUCCAGAUGCACUUGUAGUUCUGUAUUUUGGAAUACUAAGAUGUUUUUUUUUUUUGUC
Molecule: messenger RNA, 686 nt
Organism: Eutrema salsugineum
Lineage: Eukaryota; Viridiplantae; Streptophyta; Magnoliopsida; Brassicales; Brassicaceae
Product: small nuclear ribonucleoprotein SmD3b
Exons: 5
Coding region: 91-498 (135 amino acids)
Biological process (GO): RNA processing; spliceosomal snRNP assembly
Cellular component (GO): U12-type spliceosomal complex; SMN-Sm protein complex; U1 snRNP
Molecular function (GO): RNA binding
Source: RefSeq, a predicted model, not a curated record